AUGAUUGAAGGACUAUAUCGGCGAAUUAAGUUAUUUUGCAUCAGACCAAAAACUAUAGCUGGAAAAGAAUUACGUCCAUUAUCGGAAUAUGAAAAAAAUAUUAAUAUUGUCUUCAUUAAUACGUAUCACUCUUUCAAACAUGCUAUACCAUUUCCACCAAACUCUUUUGAAAUAGCUGGUAUUCAUGCACAGAUUACUCAACCGAUCCGUGACAAUAUAAUACGUAAAUUCUUCGAUGAUGCGGAAGACGAUGCCAUUGUUAUAUCUAUGGGAAUGAACAUGGCAUGGAAUAAUAUAAAAUUGGAUACUGUGUCAGAGAAGACUGUCGAUGUACAGUUGUCGAAAAACAUAUUGGUUUUGGAUUGGAUACCGCAAAAUGACAUUUUAACUCAUAAAAAUAUUAAAUUUGUUUGGACGCAUGUUGGUCUUUUGAGCCCUCAUGAAGCAAUUUGGCAUGGUCUUCUAAUGAUUGGAAUAUUAGAAAAAUCCUACUCGACUACAAUAAAACUAUUAUGUGAAUUUCGCGAUCGGCCUGUUCCACCACUCGAUUUAGCAGUUUGGUAUAUGGAAUGUAUCACUCGAUAUCCUGGAAAAGUUUGGCUUCCCUGGGAGAUUCUUGACUCGAAUAGAACAAAAUUUUUACGACAUUUAUAUCUUGCUGUUCAUAAUUUUCCUAAUCUUUAUUCUGAUUUGUUGGUUUUUGUUAAAUUCAAGUUAAAAGGAAAUGUUAGAGAACAAAGAUAA
Molecule: messenger RNA, 744 nt
Organism: Vespa mandarinia (Asian giant hornet)
Lineage: Eukaryota; Metazoa; Arthropoda; Insecta; Hymenoptera; Vespidae
Product: UDP-glucosyltransferase 2-like
Molecular function (GO): UDP-glycosyltransferase activity
Source: RefSeq, a predicted model, not a curated record